GACGAAAAGUGGAGAGAGUUUUAGUUUCGGCGUAAAUUUUGCUUAACAUUUCCCCCAAAUUAAGUAUACAUGGAGCGCUCUUUCAAUAGUUCCAGUGGUUCGUUGGGCGGGAACCAUCAACAUGAACACGGUGAUGCCUCCCAAAUAUUAAAAGACCUUUUAAAUGUGGGGAAAUCUUCCCCGAAACAAGCCUAUAGUUCAACUGACAGUGCAGUAACCCAUCACAGCAUGGACAGGAAUGCUGGAAAGAUGUCUGGCGCCCAGGUUGGACAACCUCAGGACAUUGACCCGGAUGGCACCGAGGUUGGAGCCCCAAGAAGUCUAGAGAGUAAAGUCAGACAGACUAUUGCGCUUGAAGGAGAUGACAACAAAGGCUCAGUGGCAGUGUAUGGCCGCGACGUCAGUGUCAUACCAAGUGACGCCUCCAAGAGGGACAGCUCUGCACCAGGAAGUAAUAAGGUCAAGAUCACACCAGUAGUGAAGUACGAUUGGGAGCAUAAGUACUACAUUGGAGAUCUGGUGGCUGUCAACCAAUCCUACCUGGUCUACGUCCUCAAGAUCCAGAGUGGGUAUGGCCUCCGCAUCCUGGACAGACGCACAUCUGUGAGGGCGCUUUUGAAGGGCUUUGACUUCAUCAUCACCGACGUGGCCUUUGCCCACCAUCAGUCAAACACACUCGGAUGCAUCGACAGGAUAGGCAACAUCACCGUGUGGAACAUUUGUGAAGCAGAUGGAAAUAUUAUGCCCACUCCCAAGCUAAAAAUUAUCCGGCCAGGAAACACCCAACCCAGUGACUAUCACCGCCUUGUAUGGUGCCCGUACCUCCCUGAUGACCCCUCGAACAGCGAGAGCAGUUCCUUCACGGAAGAAAACAGUCGCCUCCUGGCCGUCACUCAUAACGAAAAGGCGGAGUUCUGGGAUCUUGAUGUGGUAGUGGAGCUAUUUGGGAAUGUCGUGGAAUCUGCCAGUAUCACUGAAGGAGUCAUUAGAGUGACGAAUGGACACACAAAGCCGAUCACAGAUCUGUCCGUCGCCCCAGACGGUCAGGUCCUUGCGACGGCCAGUGAGGACGGCACGGUGAAAUUCUGGCAGAUGGAUAUGGCAAUGCCAGACACAGCGCCAUCGCAGCUUCACCGAUUCGUCCCCCACGAUGGCAAGCCUCUUUCGGCGUUGAUCUUUUGCGACAAUCACAAGUACCAGGAUCCUGAUCUCCCGUUCUGGCGAUUCCUGAUCACCGGGGCCAACUCCAACCAGGAGUUGAUGAUGUGGUGCACAGUCUCCUGGACCUGCCUGCAGAAGAUUAGCUUCUCCCAGCCCAGCCUCAUCCCCGAACCAUUCCUCAAGAUCAAGCUGGAUCUAUCGGCAAGCUUUCUCAUGGUGACUGAUAUCACUAGAAAGGUGCUGUACGUUCUUCAAGUUCACCAGGACCAUAGCGAAGGCCGAGCCCACAUAAGCUCCAUCUCGGAGUUCCUCUUGACCCAGCCCACCCUGAGCUUUGCCAUCGUAGAUGCCGGCAAGUGUCGCCUCAAGACCCUCGUGGAGGAAGGAGAAGAAGGCGAUGACCUAAACUCAGGUGAUAUGAUGGAAUUAUUGCGAGAUGGCAGUGCCGAUACAAUCCAGAGCAGAAACACUGGUGUGAUCGUCAAAAUGUUCUGCAUCAAUUCACGAUCAGUGCAGGAUCUUCAGGUGCGUUUUAAGCCUAGCUCGUCCGUGGAGCAGGACAACAUGGCAGGGUCUGUUAGCUCAGCAUCAAUAGAUGACUAUGCUCUGCAAGAUGGUCUCUCAGACAUGAGCAUGAACACAACGGACCACUCGGUCAGGACGGACAUUGACGGCAACAGCACAGGCCACCACUCCAGCAACAUGACGAGUUCCUUCACCUCGGAGUCCACCAAUCACUCCAAUUCUCAUCCUUACCUGAUGACCCCAGACGCCAUCAUGUCCAGCAGUGCGAAGACUCUCGCCGAACACCUCCGGGAGAGCAACUCCACCAACAGCAGCUUCACCCAGAUAUCAGGUAUGAACGCCUCGGUCGACGAGCUAUUAAGCUCCAUGAACUCCUCCGACCACACUCGCGUCAUCACCCCGGACAGCCCAGUGACCCUCACCCCGGGGUCCAGUCUCCCCGCCACGCCCAGUUCGCCAAAGAAGCCCGAACCUCUCGCAAUCACCCCGGUCUCUGAAGACAAACCGAGGAAAGGGGCCUACAACUCUGACGACGAAGGCCCUAAGUCACCGCCCCCAACCCCCACCGACUUGGGAAUGCCAGCACUGAUCCCCGAGUCGAAUGCGAGCACGGAAGACUUGGCGGAGCUCUUGGAGAACUCCCGCCUGAAGGAGAAGAGGGUGUCAGACUCCAGUGCGGAGGUUGCUCAGAUCUUGCAAUCGCACCUUGACAAUCAGCAGGAGGAGACUGAGCAGGAUGUUGAGGAGGACGAAGACGGAGACCCCAUUCCCGUCGUGAGGGAUGCUCUGCCUGUCAGCCCCCGAGAUGAGACAGAAGCGGUGCAAGAGAUGGAUGAGGAGGCCGGUAGAAUGAUAGUUAACGAGCUCGCUGAUGAGGGCGACACACAUGGUAGAGAAGUCGUUGUGAUUGGACCCAAGCAGGAAGAAAAUGGAGCAUUUGAUAGCAAUGACGCCACACAUGGUGAUGACAUGACAACCCCCACCCCUGGGGAGGGGGCAACGGUUGCAGCCUCUCACUCUGGGGACGGGGCAACGGUUGCAGCCUCUUACUCUGGGGACGAUGGUCGAGAGCAGUCAGCAGGUGGCGUUGUGGCACCAGUAGCACAGCAGCUGCUGGAUGUACAAGACCAGGAAUCACGCAGUGAGCAAAGUUCGGACGUUGAGCCGGCAGACUCCACUUCUCCAUCGGGGGAGAGGAGCAAGACACGAAAGCAGCGACGAGACAAAUUCAGCCGAGCCUCCCCAAGACCCCGGAAAACUCUGGCUGGAGAUGGAGAGGGCAGAUCAGAUAUUCCAGAAAUCAACAACACUCUGCAGCAGGUGUUGGGCCUGCUGCAGUCGCAGCAGCAGGAGAUGAAGCAGAUGCGUCAAGACAUCAUCAAGUCGCAGCAGGCCAACAGCAUCAUACAGUCCAUGAGGUCACGCAUUGACAGGCUGGAUAAGACAGUGUGCACCAAGAUUGAGUCCACCAUGGCUAAGCAGUCCGAGCAGGAACGUCAGAGGUUGACUACAGCUUUGCAGGAGAGGCAGUCCAUGGACAAACAAAAGCAGGAACGUCUCCUGGAGUGUGUGUCCCAAAAUGUGAACAAAUCGAUCACGAGCCGUCUGGACAAGACGGUACGCUCAGAGAUUGAUAGCAAAGUCGUACCAGAGAUACAGAAACUCAUCAACCCCAUGAGUGAGCAGCUGAGUACCAUCGUCGCUCAGAAGCUGACGGCAACCGAUCAACUGAUGACCGAGAACAUCGGCAAGUUGGUCAAGUCAAAGGGAGUAACUGAAGCUAUAGGCCAAUCAGCAGCAACUGCCCUGUCAUCUACAGUCAAAUCAACAUACAGGGAUGCCUUCCAGAGGAAUGUCAUCCCGGCCUUUGAUAACUCAUGUCAGUCUCUCUUCCAGCAAGUCAAUGCUGCCUUCGAUGCAGGAACCAGGCAAUACACUCAUCAGUUGGAGGCGCACCUCGGAAAGCUACGACAGAAGGAGAAGGAAUCCAAGGACCCUAUCAUAGCUGAGCUCAUGACCCUCGUACAGUCCUUCCAGGCAAACACAGAGACCCUCAAGACGGGUAUCCUCAGCAGUGUGCACUCUGAGAUUGACAAACAGCUCCAGAAAUCCAACAAAAGAAUGGAAGAGGAGCUCCUGAGCAAAGUCCAGAAACUUUUGAAAGAUGAGCUACGGUCAGCCUUACGGGAUCACCAGAGCACUGUGGAGAGUAGCAUUGCGGCCGUGGUUCGAUCACAGGCCCCUACCCCAGUCCCUCAGGGACCCGACAUCAGACAGAUUCAGAGUCAGAUUACACAGUACUUGCAGCAGGGACACAUCGUGCCAGCUUUCCAGACUGCCCUUAGCGCAGCAGAUCUCCGUGCUGUAAUCUUUGUGUGCAAUGCCGUCAAGCCCGAUGACCUGUUUGGAACUGAACGCUGCCCUCUGGACCAGCCGGUCCUGCUUUCAUUGAUCCAGCAACUAUCACAUGACCUUGGCAAUACCACUCUGCUCAAACUCCAGUAUAUUGAAGAGGCCCUCGUUGUCCUGGCCGACGAGAAGGCGGCGACCCAGUACCACGAACACUUACCCAUUGUCAUCAACGAGCUCUGUAAUCAGAUCUCCACCUUCCUCCAGCAGAACGCCUCCAACACCAACGCCAAGAAAAUGAAACGCUUACUCAUGCUCGCUCAAUCUCUCAAGUAGAGAGACUGUAGUCGAUUGUUAAGGUUUUUCUCAACUUAUAUAUAAGGACGUUAACGCGACUGGCCCUUCCGUGGCAAAACAGCCUAACUCAAAAAAGUGACAUUUUCAGAAAAGCAAGUACAAUGAUAAAGCUGUUCUGCCGUGAAACGUGAUGAAAGUGUUUUAAAAAAGCCGGGACAGGACAUACAUAGUAUGCCUUUGAAACUCAUGCUUGCUCAAUCUCUGAAAUUUAGAGAAUUAGUCAAUUUGUGAAGUUUUGUUGGUCAUUUUAUAUAUAAGGACAGUAACGCAGCCGACCCUUCCACGGCAAAUUAGCCUAACAGAAAAAAAAAUGACAUUUUGAGAAAAGCAAGUACAAAAGUAAGCUGUUUUACCGUCCAAUGAGUUAAAGUGUAUGCCAUGGAAGGAUGGAACGGGUACACAGAAUGGUAUUCUAGAAUGUCUGAAAAUCAACAGACAAUGCUGAAAAAAAAAUUAUUUUUAAAUAAUGUCCAACUUGAAGCAUGCAGACAUUAUUGUUAAUUAUCAGAGACCAGAAUCAGCAAUUUGACAUUUGCAUGAAAUAAAAAACCUGUGGAAGUUUCAGCUCAAAAAGUCAUCAGAGUCAAGUGGAAAUUUGUUUUCAUUGUUUUUAAACGGAGGCUUUUGGACUCGCAAAAUCAAAACUUUGUAUUCUACUCAUUUCUUAAAAAUGAGCAUUUCAAGCGCAAAUAAUUCAUAAUUAUUUGGUGACCAUCAUUAUACAAUUUGCAAACUUGUAAACUUUUUUCCCCCGUUUUUCCCCCCAAUGUUUUACACAACCUUCAAGUAAACUAAACAACAGCAAAAUGUGUAUCCUUGAAUCUCUCAAAAUGGAAUCUGAUGGAACGCCCCUUUUCCUUCUCAAGAGUUAUUUAUGCACCAAAACACCUACAAUGUUUUGUUAGUAAGUGAGUUGUGAUUAAAAGAAAACAACCCCCCAAAAAGCUAAAUUUGCCUUUAGAAUUUCAUCAACCAGUAAAGCACAUGGUCCGCCAUUUUAAUUGUCCCAGUUUUUUCUGAGUGUCAAAUAUCAUGCCUGUGUUUAACCAAACAAAAUUUGGUAUCACUCAUUACAUCUUUGUGUACAUCAUUUGGAUAUUACAAAAUGGAAAGUUUUUCUUGUUCUUUAAUUAGAAAACAAAUAGUAAAUUUUUAACUUUAUACUAUUGGUUUCCUGAAAAUGGAUUGUAGUCAAUUAUCUAUUUAGGUUGAUUUUUUUUUAUUCAUGUUUAAAUGAAUCAAACAGCGACCAGAUUUCACUGCACUGCUGUGGUUCCAUUCUGUACUUAGCAUUCUCUGCAAUGAACAAAACAGCACUUUCAGUGACAUAACCAGAAAAAAAGGAAGAUUAUGUUUUCUCAUAUUAAGUUUUCCUCUUAUUCUACUUGGAAUACAUUGUCCAAACUGUAUAAAUGUCUCAUGUUUCAUUUUAAA
Molecule: messenger RNA, 5826 nt
Organism: Asterias rubens (European starfish)
Lineage: Eukaryota; Metazoa; Echinodermata; Asteroidea; Forcipulatida; Asteriidae
Product: enhancer of mRNA-decapping protein 4-like
Exons: 25
Coding region: 70-4371 (1433 amino acids)
Biological process (GO): deadenylation-independent decapping of nuclear-transcribed mRNA
Cellular component (GO): P-body
Molecular function (GO): protein binding
Source: RefSeq, a predicted model, not a curated record